Messenger RNA from Papilio polytes (common Mormon), 1478 nucleotides. RefSeq names its product egl nine homolog 1 (gene Hph). Gene Ontology annotation, biological process: cellular response to hypoxia; peptidyl-proline hydroxylation to 4-hydroxy-L-proline. Gene Ontology annotation, molecular function: ferrous iron binding; L-ascorbic acid binding; peptidyl-proline 4-dioxygenase activity. Gene Ontology annotation, cellular component: nucleus; cytoplasm. NCBI's taxonomy places the organism in Eukaryota, Metazoa, Arthropoda, Insecta, Lepidoptera, Papilionidae. The record is from RefSeq and is a predicted model, not a curated record.
CGUUGGGGACCGGCCAGGGAUAAGAAAUUAUUUCAGAAUGAAUCAAGAAAGCGUACUCGCUUGUUGCGCCGUUUGCAGAGAGAAGACCCAUCGUCGGUGCGGUCGCUGUCUUAAUAUUUACUAUUGUAACACGGAACACCAACGACAAGAUUGGCGCAGACAUAAAAGCGAGUGUGUUUCAAAGUUACCAAAACAGGCUACGGAUAACGUUAACUCUGUCCAUAAGUCGUCUCCGACGAAGGAAAAAGUCGAGAAAGAGAUUAUAGCUAAUAAAGAAGAAAGUGAGACCGUUGGACCUGCAAAGCAAGAGGGUAGUGAAGUUAGACAGUUGAAGAAAUCGAAAAGAAAAAACGUGAAUAAAGAAGGUAGUGCGGAAACGAAUGAAAGUAAACAAUUACAAACUUCUGAAGGAGACGAAAGUGUUAAAAGUAAUUUAAAAGUCGGUUCUUCAGAUUUAAAGGACAGUGUCAUAUCUAGUGUAGUGUAUACAAAUAAAGACUUGACAAAACAGAGUGCCAUUAUUCACGAAGGUUCAUCAGAGCAGGAGAUUCUGAACGAAUCCGCUCAACAGCUUAGCACUGUUGACUUUGCGACAGCCACAACUAAUGUUUUGAAGACUGUAAAUAGAACUAAUGCAAAAAUGCCUCCAAUUCCUGUGUAUGUUCCUGAAACACAUUCUAAAAUGAAGGAGUACCCAGAAGCGUCGCUGAAGGGUAGUGGGGCCUUUAUGAUGAAUAACUUCUAUGCUGACACAAGUGAUCCUAGUUAUGAGAUCUGCCAGAGGGUCAUCAGAGACAUGACCCAGUAUGGUGUGUGUGUUUUGGACAAUUUCCUCGGUAAAGAUCGGGGAUUGUUGGUGCUAAAUGAAGUCUUAGAAAUGUACAGAUCAGGAAUUUUUACUGCAGGGCAGCUGGUGUCGAGCCCGGGCAGCACGGAAGCUCAGACUAUCCGCAGCGACCGCAUCACCUGGAUAGACGGCAAGGAACCACAAUGUUUCUACAUUAAGCAGCUCAUCUCACAGGUAGACAAAAUAAUACUACAGGCGAACAAAAUGCCCAAUAAUGGCAAGAUGGGCGACUACGUCAUCGAUGGCAGGACGAAGGCGAUGGUGGCAUGUUACCCCGGCUCAGGCAGCCAUUACGUAAAGCACGUUGAUAACCCCAACAAGGACGGCCGGUGCAUCACUGCCAUAUACUACCUCAACCUCGACUGGGAUAUCAAACGAUGUGGAGGACUGUUGAGGGUGUUCCCUGAAGGCACCAACCAGGUGGCGGACAUCGCGCCCAUUUUCGACCGCAUGCUGUUCUUCUGGUGGCCCGCCUACAGCACUAGAUAUGCGAUAACAUUAUGGUACUUCGACGCGCAGGAGAGGGCGGAGGCACUCAGACAUUACAAAGAACGCGGUCAGCCGUCUUCUAGCAAGUGACGGCGGUCGAGAAUAAUCAACAAGAUAGCUAAGUUUAUAUAAUAAUAUUGUA